AGCAGCUUGUCAAGCACGCUUUCGGCCGUGCCACCCGCCCCUGUAAAGUUAGGUUCCCAUGAAGUUGCGACCAUUGGCGAUAUUGCAUAACAGUGUUAAUCCUCUGGACAAACAGAAGCAAAUCCGUGUUAUUUCAAUUCAGUAUCGAAUAUAAAUGGUACAUCGAGACCAAUCUCCUGACAGCUACGAGACACAGUUUAGUCGUCCACCCGCAGGUGUUUUGGAUUCGGAUAUCACAUUGUUGCACCCUCCAUUCGUCGCUCCAUAAAAACCAACCCUCUGUAUAUUACAGCUGAUUACAUAUUACGUAAUAAUCCGCGAUACAAUCUGUACGUCAUUUUGUACGCGUGUGUUUGUGUGCGCGUGUUGCGAGUGUGUGCUUCUACAUUCGUACUUGCAGAUUUUUACUUGGCAGAAUUUAACGUUAACUUCGGUUUUACACCAUGGAAAAAUUAUUAAUUCAUCUUGUAAUUGAAAUUUCUUAGAAAUUUCGGGGAAUAGUAAUAUUUACCGAGGUGGUAAAUAAAAUUCCAGCAGCGAUGCAUCUGGCACGGUGAUAAUAUCACAUUUACCGUAGGACAGAAAUUAUUGACCAGUUAUCGAAUAAUAAUAACAACUACAAAAAUAAUAAUAAUAAUAAUAACAUUGAAAAAAGGUAUCGAACAAAUUGGGAUUCUCGGAUGUUGGGUGUUAAAAUAAAGAAAAAUCGUAAUCUCUUGGGCUCGACGGUUCAAAUCGAGUAUAUAACAGAAAUACAUUUUUCAUACUUAAUCAUUAUUCCGUACGAUGGCUAGUGGGAAUCAACAGCACAGGACGUCUUUGCCAGCUCCUGGACGCUCCGAGGUGAACCUUUGCUCGGUAUUGACACUGGGCAAAGAUCUCAGCAAAAUUACAAUGCCUGUCGUUUUCAACGAACCUUUGUCCUUCCUCCAGCGAGUUGCUGAGUACAUGGAAUAUGCAAAGCUACUCAAGCAAGCUGCCAUGGAAGAGAAUCCUCUUGUUAGACUACAGUACGUCUCGGCAUUUGCAGUAAGCGCAUUAGCAUCGAACUGGGAACGCCUGGGAAAACCAUUUAAUCCGUUGCUUGGCGAAACCUACGAACUUCAACGAGAAGAUUUUAGAAUAAUAUGCGAGCAGGUGUCACAUCAUCCACCAGUAUCGGCCUUUCACGCCGACAGUGAGGACUUCAUAUUCCACGGUAGCAUACAUCCGAAGCUAAAGUUCUUCUGCAAAUCAGUUGAAAUUCAUCCGAAGGGUAUGGUGACAGUCGAGCUGCCAAAAUGGAAGGAGGCUUACACAUGGCAGAAUGUCAAUUGCAUAUUACACAAUGUACUUGUCGGCCAAUUCUGGAUGGAACAAUUGGGUGCACUAGAAAUCAGGCAAUACGGAGAUGCUAACUUGAAGUCUACAUUGUCGUUCAAAAGCGCUGGUCGGAAUGGAAAAGACUUGCAUAAAGUAGAAGGCUUCAUAAUGGAUCAGGAUAAAAAAAAAUUAGUGUUUCUCUACGGUAAGUGGACUGAAAACCUACGAGUGUGCGAACCAAUAUUGUAUGAAGAAACAUUGGAGAGGAUUAAACGAGAGAACAAAAGUCCUCAAGGUAGCCCAGGACACAAGAAAGUCCUGGCUAAAUUACAUAGUUUCAAAGUGGGCGCUUUCAAACCUUCUCAUCAGGACGCAAUCGAUGAAUCAACGGGAACAGAAGGGGAUGAUAGCCCAACUAUUGACGAGAUUCCAGGAUCAACUACCCUUUGGAAAGUUGCUCCAAGGCCGCAAAAUAGUGCCGAAUUCUACCAAUUCACAACGUUUGCAAUGUCACUUAACGAGAUAGAACCUGGGAUGGGAAAAAUGUUGUGCCCCACUGACUCCAGGCUUCGACCUGACAUUAGAAAACUCGAAAUGGGAGAUCAAGAUGGUGCAGCUGCCGAAAAAAUAAGAUUGGAAGAAAAGCAGAGAAGGUCUCGAAAAACAAGGAAACAAAACAGCGGUUCCGAAUGGGCACCAAGGUGGUUCACUACUGGCAUCAAUCCAUAUUCGGAACAAGUGGAUUGGCUGUACCAAGGCGAAUACUGGAAUCGAAAUUAUUCAGACAUCGAAGAUAUAUUUUAGGUCAGUUUGUAUAACGUGUAAUUGAUGUAAUCGUGACGAUUUGUAGUAAGUAUGUAACUCAUGUCGCUGGAUAUUAGGAAGCGCGAACCUAUAGGAUUGUACUCGGUGUAUAAUGAAAAAAAUAAUAUUGCGCAAGCUGAUAUCACAAAAAAAAAGAGAAAGGAAUGGCUACUGACCAAAUAACUUAUCGUCUGUAAAGAGGAAGAAUAUCAGAUGAAGCUAAUUUAUUGAUAUCUUGCCAUGCUAUCCGCCGGAGUCAACUUCCUUCGAAGUUCAAAUGUCGAUUGGUUUGUAGUGGCAAAAUAGUCAUUAAACAAAAAAAAAAAAAAAAA
This is a messenger RNA of Neodiprion fabricii, 2438 nucleotides long. RefSeq names its product oxysterol-binding protein-related protein 2. Gene Ontology annotation, molecular function: sterol binding. The transcript is spliced from 9 exons. NCBI's taxonomy places the organism in Eukaryota, Metazoa, Arthropoda, Insecta, Hymenoptera, Diprionidae. Gene Ontology annotation, cellular component: intracellular membrane-bounded organelle; membrane; cytosol. The coding region runs from base 787 to 2106 and encodes 439 amino acids. The record is from RefSeq and is a predicted model, not a curated record.